Molecule: messenger RNA, 1210 nt
Organism: Sebastes umbrosus (honeycomb rockfish)
Lineage: Eukaryota; Metazoa; Chordata; Actinopteri; Perciformes; Sebastidae
Gene: slc35d4
Product: transmembrane protein 241
Exons: 15
Coding region: 154-1050 (298 amino acids)
Cellular component (GO): Golgi apparatus
Molecular function (GO): antiporter activity
Source: RefSeq, a predicted model, not a curated record
UUGACGUGUCCUCUCGCAGACAGUGAGGGAAGUUUCCGAUCUUGAAAUGUCUCUAUAGUUUGAAACCUUGGAAACAGGCGACAUCAUGUCUUCACUUUAGUGUUAUGUAGUGUUAGGAGUCAUGUCCCUGCUGCAGAGUGUCUGCGGGUCAACAUGCAGUGGAGAAGACACAUCACUGGCCUCGCUUUUAGUAUCGUUUUCGUUGUAUCAUAUUUCACUAAUAAGUUUGUCCUGUCAGUGUUAAAAUUCACUUAUCCGACCUUAUUUCAAGGAUGGCAGACAUUAAUCGGGGCUGUCCUGCUUCUACUCUCUGGGAAGUUUGGAUGGGUGGAAAUGAGCCGCAUCACCAGAUCAGCAGCUCUUUCCUGGCUUCCAGGCUCCCUCCUGUUUGUGGGGAACAUAUACGCUGGUUCCAGGGCCUUAUCGCGCAUAGACAUUCCUUUUUUCUUCACUCUUCAGAAUUCCUCUCAUGUUGUCAGUUACAUAAUCUCGAAGGUCGUCCAUAGAGAGAAGAUGCAAUGGCUGAAAGUGAUCAGCAUAGCCCUCAUGCUGUUCUCAGCCAUCAACCUCCCCGUCCAUGAUCCUCAGUUUGACUACAGUGGUUACCUGUGGGCUGUUGGUCAUCUGCUCUGUGUCGGUGCAUACAGGGUGUUUCAAGUUCACUACAAAUCCAGUAAUUUGAGUGACCUGGAGCAACAGUGCAUCAACUACUUGUUCAGUGUCCUGCUGCUGGCCAUUGCCGCUCACCCAACAGGUGACCUCAUGGGUGCCAUGGAGUUCCCCUCCCUUCAGUCCCACACAUUUCACUGCGGUUGCUGUGCCAGUGCACUGCUGGGGUUUUUGUUGCUGCUGGCCACAGUCAAACUAAAAACUGGAUUGCCUCUCGAGCACUUGGGGGUCUGGAUUUUUUUGUCCAAGAUUACUGCCAUGUCCCUCUCUCCGUUUAUUUUCAACAUGGACAUUAAUACUUCAUCUCUUACUUGUGUGGUCAUCAGCCACGUUGGAGAGGCCCUGCUGUUGUACUCUCAGAGAGACUCUCAGUCGGGAUGAGAUAAUUGCAGCCCUCCGGAUUAACCCGCGACUUGCACUGCAUAAAGAGAUUUAUUUUCUUGGAAAAAAAAGUAUUUUAUUUUUGCACAUUAUUUUUGUAAUUUCUCAUCUGUGCGCUGACAAUCUGCCGACCAAAUAAAAUAAUCUAUUGUGUAAAUAU